UGGUGAAGGAGAAAAGAAUAGCGACCACUUUUUUGUUUCUUAUUUUCUCUCACCUCUCUGUCUUUGGGGAGGCUAAGGUUAUUUCUAUAUGUUUUGUUGUGAAAGUGAAUUAUCUGUUUUUCUCAGAUCACCCUCCAUUUUCAUUCCUUUCUCACUUCUUUUCUUUUCUCCCCUUAUAUUCAUAUAGUUUCACCAUGGGAAUAUUCAAGGGGUGAAAAAUAAUAUAUAGUUACUACUGCAAGGAAGGAAAAGGUGAGAAAGAGAAAGAAAGAGACGACAGACGGAGGACUGCACACAUACACAGUGAGAAAGGAAAUGAAAGGAAAUGAAAAGAAAGGAGGGAGGGAAUUGAAGAAGCUUUCAAUAAUAACACACAGAAGGGAUAUGUCUAGCUAUAAGAGCUUUAUAUCCUUUCAUAUGUUGCUGCAACUCUAACAAGGUCUGCCUAUAUAUACACACACACACACUCUCUCUCUCUCUCUCUCAUAUAUAGCUGAAAAUGAUCAAAAGGGUUACAACAACAUCCAAAACAUAAUCAACAUAGACUUGUUUCAUCCCUUACACCAUUUUUUUUCUUUUUUUCCUUAACUGAGAGAAUUUGAUCCUUUCUGUUCCUAUCUUUCCUUUUUCUUUUUUCCUUUUUGUUUGAUGAGAGAGAUUUUUUUUUUUUUUGUGAUGGGUGUUAUUUGUUUCUCUAUGUGAGUUACCGAUUCAUAAUUGAAACAGCAAGAAGGUGAAGGAAUUUGAUAGACGGAGAGAGGUAAAUAAAGAAAAAGGAUCUGAUGAUGAAGAAGACGAUGCUGAUAUGGGAAUAGCAACGCCACCACUCGUCGCAUCAAUUCUUUCUCAAGAAUCUCAACCCUCCAAAAAAAUUCACCAUCAAAUCCCAAUUCAACACAAGAGCAACAAUUCUACUAAUUCUAUGUCCCAAGAUUACCAUCAAGCAGCUGGCAUCUUCAGCUUCUCGAAUGGGUUCGAGAGAUCAGCCGUAAGCCACCAAGAACACCAACAGCAGCAGCAACAGCACUUAGAACAGCAGAUCCGGAGAGAUAAACUAAGAGUUCAAGGCUUUGAGCCGCCACCUCCACCAUUAGUAGGGAUAGAAGAGGAAGAAUCAACUUCUCUUCCUGUUUAUGAAACCGCAGGUAUGUUAUCCGAAAUGUUCAAUUUCCCUUCGGGUGCGGCUGCUGCCGCUGCCGCCGCCACUGCCUCGACCGAGUUACUAGACCAGCAUGUACGGCCGAAUUAUCGAGCACACCGGCCCCCAGGUAAUACCAACGAGUGGUAUAGCAACAGGCAAGGUGCUGUUGGGGGUUUGGGACAGUUAGGUGAAUCGAAGAGUCACAUUACCCGUGACAGUUUAGCUCAGCAGCAGCAGCAGCUACCAAGCAUUAAUGCCGACUCAGCAGCUGCCAUGAAUCUUUUCUUGAUGAAUCCGCAGCAACGAUCACCAUCUCCUCCUCCACCUCCUCCAGCAACUUCUUCUAAUACUCUUCACAUGUUGCUUCCAAAUCCAUCUACUUCUCUUCAAGGGUUUAACGUAUCAGGUCCUGGAGGGGGUUUCGGCACAAGUACUGUUCUAUCUCCACCUCAAUUUACUUGGGUUCCUGGUAGUGCUCAUGAAGGAGGCAACAACACUGAUUCCCAACUCAGCAGCCUAAAUGAAAUUGGAAGUGUUGUGGAAGGCCAAGGUCUUUCACUAUCUUUAUCAUCUUCUUUGCAACACUUGGAGGCUGCUAAAGCUGAAGAAUUAAGGAUGGGAGACGGGGGUUUACUGUACUAUAAUCAAGGAGGGGGUUCCGCUCCUCAGUUUCAUCAGUACAGGAAUUUGGGUAGUCAUCAUCAUCAGACAAUGCAUCUGCAAGGCGGAGUGGGACAAAACCAACAGGUUCAUCAUGUUGGGUUCGGAUCCUCAUUAGGAAUGGUCAAUGUAUUAAGAAAUUCAAAGUACGUUAAAGCAGCUCAAGAAUUGUUGGAAGAAUUCUGCAGUGUUGGAAGAGGCCAGUUCAAGAAGAACAAGUUCGGUAGAAACAACACAAACCCUAGUUCUGAUCCUGGUAGUAGCGGCGGUGCAGGUGGUGGUGGUUCUUCUUCAUCAACAAAGGAUCUCCCUCCUUUAUCAGCAGCUGAUAGAAUUGAACACCAAAGAAGGAAGGUCAAACUGUUAUCCAUGCUUGAUGAGGUGGAGAGGAGAUACAACCAUUACUGUGAACAAAUGCAAAUGGUAGUGAACUCAUUCGAUCUGGUGAUGGGGUUUGGGGCAGCAGUGCCAUAUACCGCCCUUGCUCAGAAGGCGAUGUCAAGGCAUUUCAGGUGUUUGAAAGACGCGAUAUCAGCACAACUGAAACACAGCUGUGAGAUGCUGGGGGAGAAAGAUGGAGCAGGGAGCUCAGGCAUAACGAAAGGAGAGACGCCGAGGCUGAGGAUGUUAGAGCAAAGCUUAAGACAGCAAAGAGCGUUCAACCAAAUGGGUAUGAUGGAACAGGAAGCUUGGAGACCCCAAAGGGGCCUGCCUGAACGUUCAGUCAACAUUUUGAGAGCCUGGCUUUUCGAACAUUUUCUCCAUCCGUACCCAAGCGAUGCAGAUAAGCAUCUGUUGGCUCGACAGACUGGUUUAUCGAGAAAUCAGGUUUCAAAUUGGUUCAUAAAUGCCAGGGUUCGGUUGUGGAAACCCAUGGUGGAAGAGAUGUACCAACAAGAAACAAAAGAAGAGGGAGACCAUAAAAAUAAUAACAACAAUAAUCAUACAGAGAGAGAAAGGAACCCAAACAACAACAACAAUGCACAAACAUCGACGCCUUCGACAACAGCAGCGCCAACUACAACAACAACCACCUCAGUAGGCAAAGGAUCCCAAAUCAAUGCCACUGAAAACGACCCUUCACUCAUUGCAAUCAAUACUCCCCAAUGCUUCUCGGAAAACCAAGCAAACCCCAACGCCGCUGAGGUGGCACCACCCAUUUCCCAGCCUUUCACCACCUCCAUCCCCCAUGACUCGGAUAUCCACCACCAAAGGAUAGCUGGCACCACCGUUGCAGCAGCGGAUUACGGGACCACAGCCGGUGGUAACACGGACAUUGGCUCGAGUCUCAUAAGGUUGGGUACCACCACGGCGGGUGAUGUCUCACUCACUCUAGGGCUACGCCAUGCUGGAAACAUGCCUGAGAAUACCUCUUCUUUCUCAGUUAGAGACUUCGGGGGCCGUUAAUUAAUUCAAUUCCAAACAUACAUUUCAUAGUAUCCUCUUAAAAUAGAAAACAAUAAUCCCAUUUUGAUUUUUUGUUUUGUUUUCUUCUUCUUUUUUCACCCUAUUUUCUUCAAUUCUAUUAAGAAAAAGAAAGUGUUGCACAAUGAUCAAAACCUUAGCAUUAAGUUAGCUAGUUGUAUUUGGCUUUAUUACUAUAAUUGUAUAGUAGAUUGGUUUUACUUCUCUA
This is a messenger RNA of Gossypium raimondii (Peruvian cotton), 3434 nucleotides long. RefSeq names its product BEL1-like homeodomain protein 4. The transcript is spliced from 4 exons. Gene Ontology annotation, biological process: regulation of transcription by RNA polymerase II. Lineage: Eukaryota; Viridiplantae; Streptophyta; Magnoliopsida; Malvales; Malvaceae. The record is from RefSeq and is a predicted model, not a curated record. The coding region runs from base 806 to 3208 and encodes 800 amino acids. Gene Ontology annotation, molecular function: DNA-binding transcription factor activity, RNA polymerase II-specific; RNA polymerase II cis-regulatory region sequence-specific DNA binding.